Molecule: messenger RNA, 1071 nt
Organism: Lottia gigantea (owl limpet)
Lineage: Eukaryota; Metazoa; Mollusca; Gastropoda; Lottiidae
Exons: 1
Coding region: 1-1071 (356 amino acids)
Source: RefSeq, a predicted model, not a curated record
AUGGUAGAAAUGUGGAAUAUAGCCAUUCAAACUCAUGCAGACGAAGAGGCCGAGGUGUGUGCAGUACCACAAUUUAAGAUCAACACAGAAGAAAAAUGGGGAAUUGGAUGGAAAUAUUCACUGAAAUGCCUCAAUUGUGGAUACAUCUCUCCUGUGGUAAAAUUAUACAAGGAAAUCACGACUGGCAAAAGAGGUAGGAAAGCGGCUGCAGUAAACAUCAACUUACAAGCUGGAUUGCUAGACAUGCCUUUAGGCAAUUCAAUGACUAGGCUUCUACUGGCAGAUUUAGACAUUCCCCCACCAGCUGAAAGUGGUAUGUCCAAGUUAUCCAGUUAUGUGAGUUCAAAGACAACUGACUUGAACAAUGAAAGCAUGAGAACUAAGGUGGAAGAGGUGAAAAAUGUCAAUAGACGAAAAGGUGCUUCCAACCCUAACGUGAUAAAUGUGGCUUUGGAUGGCCGGUACAAUUGUCUGACCAUAGGACACAGCAAGAAACCCAGACAAGGAGCAUCCCAAUCAAUCGGCAUUGCUUGUGAGACAAACACAGAUAGGAAAUAUAUCAUAAGUGCGGUGUUGCAAAAUAAACUUUGUUGGACUAGACCGUGGCUAAGAAACACAGGCAUUACUGUCAACUGUCCAGGACACGAGGGAUGCACAGCAAAUCUGACAAGACAUGCACCUUUAUCUGAGAGAGAAAUGGGGAGAAUAAUUGGUGAAGAUUUAUCUAUUCAAGGGGUGCUCAUCAAGUUUGCCACAACAGACGGAGAUUCAACGUCAGCUACCGGAAUUGAAGAGGCAAUGAGAACUUUACAUCCUAUGUGGAAAGUUGAAAGACUAGCUGACCGAGCCCAUCUUAGUGCAUCUCAGUUUCGCCAAUGUUUUAAGGCUAAUUUUAGCGACGGAAUGUUCAGAGGCAAAACAAAAGUUGAAAAAACAAAUCAAAAGAAAACUUUGAGCCAGGACAUAAAAUCUAGGUGUAGCCUUGUGAUCAAAGAGAUUUACUCUACUUACUGCGGAGAUGUGGACAAACUGAAAGAUAGCUUGCCAGGCAAGGUAAUAUACGCCCACUGA